Spirometra erinaceieuropaei is the source of this 1196-nucleotide messenger RNA. NCBI's taxonomy places the organism in Eukaryota, Metazoa, Platyhelminthes, Cestoda, Diphyllobothriidea, Diphyllobothriidae. The record is from the annotation of a GenBank genome assembly.
AUGAACCUCUUCACCGCCGCCUGCGUCAACUUCGGCACAGCCAUCAACACUGAGAAGGUGGUGGUUAUGCAUCAACCGCCUCCUGGCACCGCCUACGUCGCGCUUCAAAUCAACGUGAACGGCGCCCAACUGCAAGUCGUGGAUAACUUUACCUACCUAAGUAGUACCCUUUCCCGCACCAUCAAAAUCGAUGACGAAGUGGCCCGCAGGAUUUCGAAAGCCAGUCAAGCCUUCGGUCGUCUGCAAAACAGUCUGGAAUCGCCACGGUCUCCACCUCAGCAGCAAACUGAAAGUGUACGAGGCGGUCAUUUUGCCGACGCUGGGAUUAUAGUUAAUGGUUAGGGUUAGAGUCAAGGGUUAUAGCAACUAUUUCUCAACCAUUGAAAGUACAACCACGCACUUCCAAUAGCUUUUCUUUUGCAUGCAACUACUUCACCUCGUUGUCUGUGUUCCCCGGCUCCAACUGUAAAAACCCCUAUUAUUAGCGGUCCCGUAUUAGAGGUGACUGAGGUUUGCUUACUUCAGGUGGGGAUACUAAACAGCAUCCGACCGGACGGUGUACAAGAAGGAGGUGCGGGGAAUCAACCAAUUCCACUUCAGCUGUCUCCGACGGACAUUGAAGCUGAGAUGGCAGGACCGGAUGCUCGACACGGACGUACUGGAACUGAUGGGACUCCUCAGCAUCCACGCCAUGCUGAGACAACUGUAACUGCGCUGAAGCGGCUACCCAAACGACCCUUUGCUGAGAUGUCGCCACGGGUUUCCGCCGACAGAGAGGCCAAAUCCGUCGCUAGAAGGAUACUCUGAAGACCUCGCUGAAGCGCCUGCAAAUCAACCUGGCCAGCUGGGAGGACCUCGCUCGAGGCCGACCGACCUGGAGGAGGACGGUGAAGACCGGCGCAGCGGUCUACGAAGCCAAGCGCAUCACUGCCGCCAAAGCCAAACGCGGGGAUUGCAAAUCUCAACUAAGCCCACCUCUCAUCGCCAAGUCUCAACCACCCCGACCUGCUCACGCUGGCAGCGGACGUUCCGGGGGUGUGGAGUGGGGCACCAAUAUGCGGGCUCGGCCAUGCCAUCCGCCUGCGCGCUCCCCCGUCUCCGGUCUUCUUAACUCUCUCUUACUACCGGGUCCAUGUAGGGGAGGAGAAGAGAGAGUGCGGUGGAUGCUGUGCAAGCCUACGUUCACUAUUAAAUAA